Aegilops tauschii subsp. strangulata is the source of this 1063-nucleotide messenger RNA. NCBI's taxonomy places the organism in Eukaryota, Viridiplantae, Streptophyta, Magnoliopsida, Poales, Poaceae. The record is from RefSeq and is a predicted model, not a curated record.
AUGCUGGGUCAGGCGCCAGGAUUCGAAUGUCUAACCGCCGAUCGGCCACCUCCAGAUCCACCGCCGCCGGUACUGGAGACCGUGCCGCCGCCGCCGGCGCUAGCAAUUCAGGGGGAGCCGGCCGGAUCGGAUGACGACGCGGAUCUGAUUCAGGCUGAUCCUCACUUGGUCCCUGUCAGAUGGAGGAUCCAUUUCAGCGAUGACCACAAGAUUGGAUCGGGUAGAGAUGGGUUCCUCUACUAUCAUGCGGCAUCUAGAUGGACGACAGUUCGAGAUCGAGAUCAUGACAUUCUCGCGGGACGCUAUUUGGAUGUGGAUGAACAGAUCCAAGCAGGUGCGUGUUUUGCUAUUGAUGAUUUUCAAAUUGUCGUUCGCGAGUGUGUGCAGGAGAGUUUGCUUGAGGAGGAGUCGAUUGAAUUAGUCGAUCUCGCGUCGGACUCCGAGAGUGCAGCACUUAAGCCAAACAUCGGAGGACGGUUUUGGGUGCUUGCGGAUGAUGCUGAUGCGGACGAAGAAGGUGAGGGCGGAUGCAUCUUGUCUGACGAGACCGAGCCCAACGCGAUCAUGCAUCGGUAUGAUUCGGGCUUGGUACGACAUCCGGCUAAGGGGCACCAGGACAAGAAGGUUCUCGAUCAAAAAACGGAGGGACACGGUAAAUCCUUGUCGAUGAAGAUCAAGCCGUGGAAAGGACCUAUUCCCAAGGUUUUAUUCCGAGCUACGGCGCUGCUCCGUAUGUGGUCCUUACUCACUCCGAUGGAGGCCAGGGAGCGUUUGGUUACUGGAUCUGUCCGGUGGGAGAUGGUAGCGUGGGAUAUCUUCAACCGGUUUGGAUGGCGGCCAUGUAAUAGGAUAGGCGAUUAGUUUACCUAUCUUUGUUUUGCCAGCCGGUUGUGGCUCUAUGGCCUUUUUUUGCGGCGUUGAGGCUCUUUGUGAGUUCACCUUUAUUUUGUUUUGUUUCCAGACUUUAAGAUCUUGUUGAACCUUUUUACUUAUUUAUUAAUGUGGCCGUAUGCAUCGUUCUGAUGCAGAGGCCGGGGAGUCCCCCCUUUUCGAAAAAAAAAGG